AUGCCUCGCCAACAAAUCAAUUUAGAACCCUACCGGGAUGAUAUCAUUACUCUGUACCACCAUGGCAUCAGUAGCGACUCUAUCAGCCGUACCCUCGAAAGUUGUCACAAUAUCCAAGUCAAGGAACGAACCAUCCAGUCCCGCCUUCGCAAAUGGGGCAUCCGCAAGCGACACCGGACGACGACAGGCGACGAGGCUUUGCAUGCGCGCAUUAAGAUGCUUUUUAUACAGGAUAGGCUGACCGAUAAAGCCAUGCUCAACAUGUUGCAGAAAGAAGGUUACGCUAUCUCCGAACGCACUUUGCGCCGUCUGCGGUUCAAGUUAGGCCUUCAUGCUAGGGCUUCGGAUCAAGAGCAGCACCAGCACCAGGAACAGGACCAGAUGCAGAAGCAGAUGAUUGUUCCACAACCCCGGGCGGAGGGGACGGCCGGUGUGAAUCUGACUUGCUGGAACUGA
Penicillium roqueforti is the source of this 456-nucleotide messenger RNA. Its product is annotated as Clr5 domain-containing protein. Lineage: Eukaryota; Fungi; Ascomycota; Eurotiomycetes; Eurotiales; Aspergillaceae. The record is from RefSeq and is a predicted model, not a curated record. The transcript has a single exon. Bases 1 to 456 code for a protein of 151 amino acids.